CAACAACUUGCUGACGAAUGCUGUGAGCGCCAAAGUUAUGGAUUUUGGCUCAAUCGCUCAUACGGAAAUCGCUCUCUCAUUGGAGGCCUACCAGCUCAACUACAACCAGGAUGACGACUCAGCUUCAGCACCAAUCUGAUGUGGCCAGGAGGGCCGGGACCCUUGCCGGGAAGGCCCAGGCGGGCGUCACCCUAGGUGACCUGCACCCGCUGGACCCCAUCCGUGCCGAGGAGAUUUUGGCCGCUGCUCAGGCGUGCCGGGAGUAUGGCGCCCAGCUGGGCAUUCCGAAGCUGCGCUUCAACUCCAUGGCGGCGCAGGAGCCGGAGAAGGGUGCCGUGCUGGCGUACCUGCGUGGCGACGGCCCGCGCCCCGCGCGCCGCGCCCUGGCUGUGCUGGAGGUCACCGCCGAGCCGUAUGCCGUGAUUGAGGCGGUCGUGGACCUGGAGGGGGCGCAGGGCGAGGUGCUGUCGUGGAAGGAGAUGGUGGGCGUGCAGCCCUGCCUGACGAUCGACGACGUGGUGGAGAGCGAGGAGAGGCUGAAGGCGAACCCGGAGUUUUUGGCGCUCAUGGCGUCGCGCUACGGCAUCACCGACAUGCAGCUGCUGGCGGUGGAUCCGUGGUACUCUGGCUUCCGCUACGGCUCUCCCGAGGGCCGCAUCCUGCAGUUCCUGCUCUACAUGCGCUCCUCACCCGACGACAACCACUAUGCCCACCCGCUGGACACCAUCAUCUUCUACGACUACCACGCAGACAGGAUCCACAAAGUGUACAGCCAGAACGGGGAGGCGGGGUGGGAUGUGCCCGCCCAGGACGCCAACUUCCACCGCACGCUGGUGGACCGCCCCUGGCGCACCACCCAGAAGCCGCUCAACAUUGUGCAGCCCGAGGGGCCGUCGUUCGCCGUGCGCGGCAACCUCGUGAGCUGGGAGGGCUGGGACUUCCACGUCGGCUUCUCCUGGCGCGAGGGCCUCAUCCUCAACAACCUGUCGCUGGCGGGGCGCCCCGUGCUGUACCGCGCCGCGCUGGCCGAGAUCAUCGUGCCCUACGGGGAGCCCAGGGAGCCCUUCCAGUACAAGGCCGCCUACGACAUUGUGGACUAUGGGCUGGGCUUCUGCGCCAACCCGCUGGAGCUGGGCUGCGACUGCCUGGGCCACAUCAAGUACUUUGACGCCGUGCUGAACAACUCCCGCGGCGGCGUGACCGUCAUCAAGAAGGCGGUGUGCAUGCACGAGGAGGAUGUGGGCAUGGCCUGGAAGCACUACGAGUAUCGCAACGGCCACGUGGAGGUGCGGCGCCACCGCCGCCUCGUCAUCUCCUUCAUCGCCACCAUUGCCAACUACGAGUACGGCUUCUACUGGUACCUGUACCAGGACGGCACCAUCGGGUUUGAGGGCAAGCUGACGGGCAUCGUGUCCACCCACGCCCUCUUCCCCGCCGAGGUGGCCAACGGCGGGCAGCCGCAGUGGGGCACGCGCCUGGCCCCCGGCGUCAACGCCCACAUCCACCAGCACUUCUUCAUGGUGCGCCUCGACCCCGCGGUGGACUGCCCAGAGGGAGGCAAGAACCUGCAGGUGGUGGAGGUGGAGGCCGAGCCGAUGCCGCUGGGCCCUGCCAACCCGCACGGCGUGGGCUUUGACAUUGUGGAGCGCGUGCUGGGGCGGGAGGCGGAGGCCCAGCGCAUGUGCGCCCCCGAGCGCUCCCGCGUGUGGAAGGUGCAAAACCCCAACAGCAUCAACCCGGUGACGGGCAAACCUGUGGCCUGGAAGCUCAUGCCGGGCAGCCCCUGCCCUCCCAUGCUGGCCCACCCCACCUCGUCUCACGCCACCCGCGGUGUCUUUGCCACCAAGCACCUGUGGGUGACCCCCUACCACCCCAAGGAGAUGAACCCCGCGGGCGACUACCCGCUGCAUCCAGACCCGGAGCAGAACCAGGGCAUCGGGCAGUGGACGCGCGCCAACCGCAACCUGGACGGCGCCGACUGCGUGCUGUGGUUCAACCUGGGCAUCACGCACGUCGUGCGCCUGGAGGACUGGCCCGUGAUGCCUGUGGAGCGCCUGGAGUUCCACCUCAAGCCCUGGAACUUCUUCACCCAGAACCCCACCCUGGACCUGCCCCCCACCCGCAACAUCGCCUCCCGCAACUACGACGACGCGCAGCGCGGCGGCGCGGGCACCUCGGUCGCCGCAGCCGCCGCCAGCGCCUCGGAGGGCGCCGGCGCCUGCUGCGCCCAGGCCCCCACGCCCAACACCCCCCAGCCCGCCAGCAAGCUGUGAGGUGGCGGCGUGCCGUGGCAGCGCGGCGCGCUGUGCGGGCGCGGGCAGCGGCGGGGGGUGGGGGCGAUGGCGCCGUCGGCAGGAGU
Molecule: messenger RNA, 2359 nt
Organism: Chlorella variabilis
Lineage: Eukaryota; Viridiplantae; Chlorophyta; Trebouxiophyceae; Chlorellales; Chlorellaceae
Exons: 14
Coding region: 111-2273 (720 amino acids)
Biological process (GO): amine metabolic process
Molecular function (GO): copper ion binding; quinone binding; primary methylamine oxidase activity
Source: RefSeq, a predicted model, not a curated record